CCGAGUGCCCCGACCGGGAUGGCGGCCGUUUUGGAGUCGCUGCUGCGAGGAGAGGUGUCGGUCACAGCCGCUGUGCGGUGGAUCGCGCGCAGCGCCCAGAGUUCGGAGGAUGACUCCGAGGAGGGGGCCGCGCUGAGCGCACUCCGGCCACUGCGGAAGGAAUUCGUGCCGUUCCUGCUGAACUUCCUGAGGGAGCAGAGCAGUCGCGUCCUCCCGCAGGGCCCUCCAACGCCCGCCAAGGCUCCGGGCUCCUCAGCGGCCCUGCCAGGGAAGCCGGGGGGCCCGCCGCGGGGCGGCCGCGGGGCGCGCAGCCAGCUCUUCCCUCCGGCCGAGCCUUCGAGCGCCGCCGCCGCCGCCGAGGGCCCUUCGGCCCGCCGCAGUAGCAGGAGGCGGGGCCCGGGGCCGACCCGCGAGCGGGAAGGCCGCGGCCCCGGGGCCCUGGAGGAGGGGGUCGGCGGGGAGAGCCUGCCCUGGGCCGCCGCUGGCCGGAGGCCUAGGGGCUCUGGCAGUCCCGGCUGCCCCACCCUCGCACGGUCUGAUCCGCCAAACCUCAGCAAUCUGGAGGAGUUCCCUCCAGUGGGCUCGGUUUCCCCCGGCCCUGCAGGCAGGACGAAGCCUUCACGCAGGAUCAACCCAACUCCGGUGAGCGAAGAGAGGUCACUCUCCAAGCCCAAGACCUGCUUCACUUCACCCCCAAUCAACUGUGUCCCCAGUUUCCAACCCUCAGUCCUGGACACUAGCCCUUGGGGCCAUGGCCUUCCCCCAGGGUGCAGAAGUCUCCAAGAGGAACGGGAGAUGCUCAGGAAAGAGCGCUCUAAGCAGUUGCAGCAGUCACCUACUCCCACUUGUCCUACCCCAGAAUCGGGGUCACCCCUCCCAAGCCGGACAGGAAACCUCACAGCUGAACCCGCUGACCCUGCCAGGGUGUCUUUCCGCCAGCGCCUGGAGCUGGUAGCCCUUGUGUACUCUUCAUGCAUUGCAGAGAACCUGGUACCAAACCUCUUCUUGGAGCUUUUCUUCGUGCUUCAGCUCCUUACUGCCCGGAGGAUAGUGACCGUCAAGGACGGUGACCUUGAACCGAGUCCAGGAGCCCUAGGUUCCCUGGGAAGUCCACUGUUCCAGAGUGUCCACGAUUGUGUCUUCUUCGCAGUGCAGGUUCUGGAGCAUCAGUUUCAAGUUCUUUCCUACCUGGACAAAGGGACCUUGAAGCUGUUGGCUGAGAAUGAACGACUGCUAUGCUUCUCACCAGUUCUGCAAGGCCGCCUCCGAGCUGCCUAUGAGGGCAGUGCUGCCAAGGUCUCUCUGGCGAUGCCACCCUCUGCUCAAGCUGUCUCCUUUCAGCCAGAAACUGACAAUCGUGCCAACUUCUCCAGUGACCGAGCCUUUCAUACUUUUAAAAAACAGAGGGAUGUGUUUUAUGAGGUGCUUCGAGAGUGGGAAGAUCGCCAUGAGGAGCCUGGCUGGGAUUUUGAGAAGGGCUUGGGCAGCAGGAUCAGAGCCAUGAUGGGUCAACUCUCUGCAGCCUGCAGCCACAGCCAUUUUGUUCGGCUUUUCCAGAAACAACUUCUCCAGAUGUGUCAGAGCCCUGGUGGUGCUGGUGGUACUGUCUUGGGUGAGGCUCCAGAUGUGUUAAACAUGCUUGGAGCUGACAAGCUGGGGCGGUUGCGGCGACUGCAGGAAAGGCUUGUGGCCCCUCAGAGCAGCGGCGGGCCCUGCCCACCACCCAGCUUCCCAGGCUGUCAGGGCUUCUUCAGGGAUUUCAUCCUGAGUGCGAGCAGUGCAUUUGUUUGUUUGUUUGUUUGUUUCUUGUUUGGUCCCCACCUCAGCUUCCAGUUUAAUCAGCAUCUCAUGGAUAGUCUGAGUCUGGAGAUCCGGGAGCUCAAUGGCCUUGCCCUGCCGCAGCCUGAGCCCAGUGAUGAGGAGGAGGAGCCGGAUGCGGACUGGCAGGGUGAACGGAGGCAGUUUACUGUGGUUCUGCUCAGCCUGAGGCUUCUGGCUAAAUUCCUGGGCUUUGUGGCUUUCCUGCCAUACCGGGGGCCUGAACCACCCCCGACCCGGGAGCUCCAGGACUCCAUUCUGGCCCUGAGGAGCCAGGUGCCACCUGCCCUGGACGUACGGGCUCUGCUGCAUCAGGGGCUGCGGGCCCGCCGAGCGGUGCUCACUGUGCCCUGGCUGGUGGAGUUCCUUUCCCUUGCUGACCACAUUGCUCCCAUGCUGGACUAUUACCGCAGCAUCUUCACUCUCCUGCUGCACCUACAUCGAAGCUUGGUCUUGUCAAAAGAAAGUGAAGGGGAGAUGUGUUUCCUGAACAAGCUGCUGCUGCUUGCUGUCCUGGGCUGGCUUUUCCAGAUUCCCACUGUCCCUGAGGAUCUCUUCUUUCUGGAAGAGGGUCAUGUCUUUGAAGUGGACACUGUAGCUUCAGAGCACGGCUUGGAUGGCAUGCCAGUGGUGGACCAGCACCUGCUCUACACCUGCUGCCCUUAUAUCGGAGAACUCCGCAAACUGCUUGCUUCAUGGGUAUCAGGCAGCAGUGGUCGAAGUGGGGGCUUCGUGAGGAAAAUCACCCCCACCACCACCACUGGCCUGGGAGCCCAGCCUCCUCAGAGCCCCCAGGGCCUGCAGGCACAGCUGGCUCAAGCCUUUUUCCAUAACCAGCCGCCCUCCCUGCGCAGGACUGUGGAGUUUGUGGCAGAGAGGAUUGGCUCUAACUGUGUCAAACACAUCAAGGCCACUCUGGUGGCAGAUCUGGUGCGCCAGGCAGAGUCGCUUCUUCAGGAGCAGCUGGUGGCACAGGGACAGGAAGGGGGAGAUCCAGCCCAGCUGUUGGAGAUCUUGUAUUCACAGCUGUGUCCCCACGGGGCCCAGGCACUGAGCCAGGGGAGGGAGUUCUGCCAACAGAAGAGCCCUGCUGCCGUGCGGGCGCUGCUUCCCGAGGAGACACCAGCAGCUGUCCUAAGCAGCGCAGAGAACAUAGCUGUGGGGCUUGCAACAGAGAAAGCCUGUGCUUGGUUGUCAGCCAACAUCACAGCACUGAUCAGGAGAGAGGUGAAGGCAGCAGUGAGUCGCACACUUCGAGCCCAGGGUCCUGAACCAGCUGUCCGGGGGGAGCGGAGGGGCUGCUCCCGUGCCUGUGAGCACCAUGCUCCCCUCCCCUCCCACCUCAUCUCCGAGAUAAAAGAUGUACUCUCUCUGGCCGCAGGGCCCCGGGCCCCUGAGGAGGGAGUUUCCCCGGAGCAUCUGGAGCAGCUCCUAGGCCAGCUGGGCCAGACACUGCGGUGCCGCCAGUUCCUGUGCCCACCUGCUGAGCAGCAUCUGGCAAAGUGCUCUGUGGAGUUAGCAUCCCUCCUCGUUGCAGACCAGAUUCCUGUCCUAGGGCCCCUGGCACAGCACCGGCUGGAGAGAGGGCAGGUUCGAAGGCUCCUACUUGUGCUGCUAUCCCUAUGGAAGGACGACUUUCAGGUGCCAGUCCCUCUGCAGCUACUGCUGCGCCCAAGAAAUGUGGGGCUCCUGGCAGACACUCGGCCGAGAGAGUGGGACCUGCUGCUGUUCUUGCUCCGGGAGCUGGUAGAGAAAGGUCUAAUGGGACGGAUGGAGAUAGAGGCCUGCCUGGGCAGCCUCCAUGAGGCCCAGUGGCCAGAGACUUGGCAAGAUGAGAUAAUGCGCAAUCAAGUACUCAGUAGGUAGUGGUAAGUACUCACUAGGUGGUUCGGAGCCUCCUGCCACAGUUCACUCCCCCUGCUGGAACUUGAGCAUCCCAGAGUACUAACGGGGCAAGGUUUCAGGUCAUUUCAAUAUAAAGGCCAUUGGGAAAAUACAGCUAGGGUUUGAUAUUUUAAACUGAUUUUUAGUAGAAAGGAUGAGCCAGCCAGAAUUAUGUCUGCUGCUUCUGUCAUCUUUCUGUUUAUUCCAGGACUUUGCUGAAGAAUUAGCAACACUGUUCAACCUGUUUCUAGCUGAGCCCCACAUGCCAGAACUCCAGCUAAGAGCUUGUGAGCUGGUGCAGCCAAACCGGGGGACUGUGCUGGCCCAGAGCUAGGGCAGGAAGUGGCCCUGCCUAGGGUGUCCCCUCGGAAUGCUGGAGUACCACCUGACUGUGUCGCCCCAGGUGCCCACUGCUGCCCUUGCUGGGGUGGGAGGAGCUGAGUCUAAUCAGGCUUCCUCCUCACGUAUGAAGGAAGUGAGCCGCUGCCUGGCCUCCCACUGACUGCAGGCUCACUGCUGUGAGUCUUGGAGGAUGGAGGGUUCCCCUGAUCAGGAUUAUGGUGGAAAAGCCUAGAGACUCCAGUCCUGGAGCAGAAGAGUUGGUGUUUAUUAUGAUACAAAAUGAAAUGAUGUGUAUGGGUUUGUCGACAUGGGAUUUGAGCCCUACUUGGCUGCUAUCGCAGCAUUUCCUAAAAUGUGGUUUGGGAAAUCAGAGGCAAAUGACUUCAGCUUAACUUGUGAGUAAACUUAAAACAUGAAUCUUGAGAGUCUACAUUUUCUUACCAGCAGGAUCUGGACUGCCAUCUCCUUAUAAAUGUACAACAUAAGAAGUAGGGGUCACCUGACAGAAACCUGUCUUUUACCCUGCACCUCCCCUGCCUUCAGGCCUGUGCAGGCAAUUCUCAAUCCUAACUCCAUCCAGGGGCCAAGCACGGGCAGAACAUUAGAGCUUUUUAAAAUAAACAGUUCUCUUCACCAAG
Messenger RNA from Manis javanica (Malayan pangolin), 4682 nucleotides. RefSeq names its product codanin 1 (gene CDAN1). The record is from RefSeq and is a predicted model, not a curated record. Gene Ontology annotation, biological process: chromatin organization. NCBI's taxonomy places the organism in Eukaryota, Metazoa, Chordata, Mammalia, Pholidota, Manidae. Gene Ontology annotation, cellular component: nucleus.